This is a messenger RNA of Propithecus coquereli (Coquerel's sifaka), 1082 nucleotides long. RefSeq names its product patr class I histocompatibility antigen, A-108 alpha chain-like. Gene Ontology annotation, molecular function: peptide antigen binding; signaling receptor binding. Gene Ontology annotation, biological process: immune response; positive regulation of T cell mediated cytotoxicity; antigen processing and presentation of endogenous peptide antigen via MHC class Ib. The record is from RefSeq and is a predicted model, not a curated record. Bases 1 to 666 code for a protein of 221 amino acids. Lineage: Eukaryota; Metazoa; Chordata; Mammalia; Primates; Indriidae. The transcript has 8 exons. Gene Ontology annotation, cellular component: external side of plasma membrane.
AUGGUGGGCAUCGUUGCUGGCCUGGUUCUCCUUGGAGCUGUGCUCACUGGAGCUGUGGUCGCCACUGUGAUGUGGAGGAAGAAGAGCUCAGGCAGCGACAGUGCCCAGGGCUCGGAUGUGUCUCUCACGGCUCGUAAAGAGCCGACUGCACAGUUCUGUGGCCACAUCCAGGAGGCGCGGAGACCAGGGAGUCCCAGACUGCACCGUUUGCAGGGUCCCCUGGAUGUGGCGCUGAGACACGGAAAGUGCUGGGCCCUGGGCUUCUACCCUGCGGAGAUCACACUGACCUGGCAGCGGGAUGGGGAGGACCAGACCCAGGACACGGAGCUUGUGGAGACCAGGCCUGCAGGGGACGGAACCUUCCAGAAGUGGGCGGCUGUGGUGGUGCCUUCUGGAGAGGAGCAGAGAUACAUGUGCCAUGUGCAGCACGAGGGGCUGCCGGAGCCCCUCACCCUGAAAUGGGAGCCGCCUUCCCAGCCCAGCGUCCCCAUGGUGGGCAUCGUUGCUGGCCUGGUCCUCCUUGGAGCUGUGCUCACUGGAGCUGUGGUCGCCGUUGUGAUGUGGAGGAAGAAGAGCUCAGGUGGAAAAGGAGGGAGCUACGCACAGGCCGCCUGCAGCGACAGUGCCCAGGGCUCGGAUGUGUCUCUCACGGCUUGUAAAGUGUGAGACGGCUGCCCGUUGGGACUGAGAGAUGCAGGAUUUGUUCACGCCUCCCCUUUGUGGCUUCAGAAGCCUCUGACUUCUCUAUCUUCAAAGGCCUCUGAAUUACUCUGCGUCCCUGUUUCCGUAAUGUGAUGGGGGUGGAGAGGCCAGCCCACCCCUGUGACCUGCUCCCUCUGUCACGGUGAUCCGUGUGCUGUGCCCAAUCAUGUUUCCUGUUCCAGCAAGGAAGGGCUGCGACAUCUCCAUCCCUGUCUCAAGGUCAUGGUGCACUGAGCUACUGAAAAUAAGAAUUGAAUAUAAAUUUAUUUUCUCAAAUUCUUGCAAUGAGAGGUUGGUGGGUUAAUUAAAGGAGGAGUUUCUUAAAAUUUGAGAGUGGAAAUAAAUGGAAAACCUGAGAACCUUCCAGAAUCCUUGGGUUU